Molecule: messenger RNA, 3237 nt
Organism: Erigeron canadensis
Lineage: Eukaryota; Viridiplantae; Streptophyta; Magnoliopsida; Asterales; Asteraceae
Product: receptor-like protein kinase 7
Exons: 2
Coding region: 124-3030 (968 amino acids)
Biological process (GO): protein phosphorylation
Cellular component (GO): plasma membrane
Molecular function (GO): protein binding; protein kinase activity; ATP binding
Source: RefSeq, a predicted model, not a curated record
CCAAUGACGCAAAUUGUCAUACUUUCCCAUUCACAUUCCUAUCUCUAACUAAAAAACAUAUUUUAGUUUCAUACAAACCCAAAAACAUAUAACAAUAUUUCCCUCCAUUUCCGUCCGGCCAACAUGUCGUCGGAAAAUAUCUCCGGCCACCUUUUUAUCCUAACUCUAUUUCUCUUAACACUCCACUCUUAUUCACAAUCCGACCAACGUCAGAUUCUAUACAAAUUUAAAUCCAGUUUUCAAAAUUCUAACACAAAAGUGUUCACAACAUGGAAUGACCAAACUCCCAUAUGCAAAUUCAAAGGAAUUGAAUGUAAUUCGAAUGGUUCGGUUAGCAAAAUCGAUCUUUCUAGCCAAGAACUUGUUGGAACUCUUUCUUUUGACACAAUUUGUUCAAUGAAGUCACUUGAAAAUAUUUCAUUUGGUUCAAAUCUUUUGCUUGGGAAUAUUAGUCCAUAUAUAUCAAAUUGUACGAAUUUGAAGCAUCUUGAUUUAGGGUACAAUUCGUUUUCGGGUGAAGUCCCGGAUUUAUCUUUGUUGUCAAAACUUGAGUAUUUGAAUUUAAACCUGAGCGGAUUUUCUGGGCGAUUUCCUUGGAAAUCGCUCAGAAACAUGUCCGCUCUGGCUUUUUUAAGUUUAGGAGAUAACCCUUUUGAGAAAACUCCUUUUCCUUUAGAAAUUUUGAAUUUAAAGAGCUUAUCCUCUCUUUAUUUAUCAAAUUGUUCUAUAGAAGGAGAAAUACCCGAAGAAAUCGGGAACUUGAGCUUAUUAGAGACUUUAGAGAUUUCGGAUAGUUUUUUAGUUGGAAAAAUCCCAUUAGGAAUCACAAAACUCACAAAACUUCAAAUGCUUGAGCUUUACAACAAUGAGUUAAAUGGGGUUCUUCCUUUUGAGUUUAGGAACCUUGUUAAUCUUGCAAAAUUUGAUGUCUCGAAUAAUAGUCUAGAAGGUGAUUUAUCCGAGUUAAGAAACUUAACUCGGAUGGAAUCUUUACAAAUUUUUGAAAAUAAUUUUUCUGGCACAAUUCCUCAAGAAUUUGGAGAAUUCAAAUGCUUGAAGCAGUUUUCGAUUUACGACAACAAGUUUGUAGGUGAACUCCCUGCGAAAAUCGGGUCAUGGGCUGAAUUUGAAUACAUUGAUGUAUCACAAAAUUUUUUGACUGGUUUGAUCCCUCCUGAUAUGUGUAAAAUGGGCAAAAUGGAAAAACUUUUGAUGCUUGAAAACAACUUCACUGGUGGAUUACCCGAGACUUAUUCGAGCUGUUUAUCUUUAAUUCGGUUAAGAUUAAGCAAUAAUUCGCUUUCUGGAAGAGUUCCUGAUGGAAUUUGGAGUUUGCCUAGUUUAAGUAUGAUUGAUCUUGAGUUAAAUCAGUUUGAAGGUCAAAUAGGAUCAAAUAUUGGUGAAUCAAAGACCUUAACACAGCUUUUUCUAGCUAAUAAUCAGUUUUCGGGUGAAUUACCAAUGGAAAUAUCAAAGGUUUCGUCUCUAGUACAAAUCGAGCUUUUUUCUAAUAAGUUCUCAGGUGAAAUUCCGUCGAAAAUUGGUGAACUUAAGAAUCUAAGUAAUCUUCAUUUACAAGAUAACAUGUUUUCUGGUGUUAUUCCAAAGUCAUUAGGUACAUGUGUAUCUUUAAAUGAAAUAAACCUUGCUAGAAAUUCGUUAUCAGGUCAAAUUCCUGAUACUCUUGGUUCUUUAACGAGUUUGAACUCGUUAAACUUAUCGGGUAACAAACUAUCUGGACUAAUUCCAGAUAGUUUGUCGUCGUUGAAGUUGACUGAUAUUGACUUGUCGAAUAACUUGUUGGUUGGGCGAGUACCGCAGUCUUUGUUGAUGGUUGCGUAUAAUGGAAGUUUUGCAGGAAACCCGGGUUUAUGUGCUGAUGAAAGUAAGGAUCUUGAGAAAUGUAGACCGGUUUCUCGUAAGUCUAAUAAGUGGCAAGUUGGUGUGUAUUGUUUCUUAGCAGGUGUACUUGUGUUAGUAUUAUCCGUCUUGUGUUACCUUUUUGUUAAGUUACGGAAAAACAGAGAAAAAAGUUUGAUAAAUCGGGUUUAUUCGUGGGAUGUGAAGCAGUUUCAUGUUUUAAAGAUUAGAGAAGAAGAGGUUUUAAGAUCUCUUAAAGAAGAGAACUUAAUUGGAAAAGGUGGGUCAGGAAAUGUUUAUAAAGUUGUGUUAGAUUGUGGUGAAAAACUAGCAGUGAAACAUAUGUGGAAAUCUGAGCCCGAAUGCGGUACUUGGAGUAGUAGCAGAGCGAUUUUACCAAAAAGAAAGAGCCGGAUACAGGAGUAUGAGGCUGAGGUAGCCGCUUUGAGCUCAUUACGCCACAUGAAUGUGGUCAAGUUGUAUUGCAGUAUCACGAGUGAGGACUCGAAUUUGUUGGUUUAUGAGUACAUGCCAAAUGGAAGCUUGUGGGACCGCUUACAUACGUAUCAGAAAGUUGAGAUGGAUUGGAAUGUUCGGUAUGAAAUUGCGUUGGGGGCUGCAAGAGGGUUGGAGUAUCUGCACCACGCGUGUGAUAGACCGGUGAUCCAUCGCGAUGUGAAGUCGAGUAAUAUUUUGUUGGAUGAGGACAUGAAACCAAAAAUCGCAGAUUUUGGUCUAGCAAAAAUGCUGCAAAUCGAAAAAGGGUUGGAUUCGACUCAUAUUAUUGCAGGAACACAUGGUUACAUUGCUCCUGAAUACGGAUACACACUUAAUGUGACUGAAAAAAGCGACAUCUAUAGUUUUGGCGUCGUUUUGAUGGAGUUAGUAACAGGGAGAAAGCCUGUGGAACCCGAAUUUGGUGAAAACAAGGACAUAGUUUAUUGGGUUCACAACGAAAUGAGAACCAACAAAGACAUGACAGCGUUGGUGGAUUCUAGCAUUUCAAAAUAUGAUAAGGAAGACGCGGUUAAGGUACUGAGCAUCGCAGUCCACUGUACGAUGAGGCUACCGGGGUUGAGACCUUCGAUGAGGAUGGUAGUGAAACUGUUGGAAGAGAUCGAGCCUAAGUCACUUGUCGAUAUCGUAAUCGACAAAGAGAGCGAAAAGUAGAUUUCACUUGAAUCUUGUACACUUAAAAACUAGAGUAAAUCAUAAAACGAUGAUCGUAGAAGAACGAUCCACGUUACUUUUUUGGGUAGUUUUGUAUUGUAUAGUCAUGUAAUAUUAUUUACUUUGUAUCAUGUCGCUAAAAAUUAUUACAUAUAAUUAGAUUUUGUACAAGAUGUAUAAGUUUGCCAAAUAAAUAUUGGGCAACAA